Messenger RNA from Thunnus maccoyii (southern bluefin tuna), 5751 nucleotides. RefSeq names its product sperm associated antigen 5 (gene spag5). Gene Ontology annotation, biological process: regulation of attachment of spindle microtubules to kinetochore; cell division. The record is from RefSeq and is a predicted model, not a curated record. NCBI's taxonomy places the organism in Eukaryota, Metazoa, Chordata, Actinopteri, Scombriformes, Scombridae. The transcript has 25 exons. Bases 134 to 5260 code for a protein of 1708 amino acids.
GCGCUGACGUGUGUGUUUUGAAUGAUAGGCGGUUGAUGGACGCUGAAUAGCAGAUAUAUUUGUUUCAUUCUCGUCACAAUUCGGAUAAAGGUGGACAAACAGUUUAAAGUGUACAGGUUGUUUCCCAGCAGUCAUGUCCUCCAGGAAGUCAAGUUCCAGUAGGCAAGACUCGCCUUCAAGCAGAUCUGGACAGCGUACCCCUAUGAGAAGUCUGGAGAAUGAAUGGUUGCAUCUGUCAACUCCAUCAUCAAGGUUCAAAUCAAAAUCACGGCUCAGUACGGAUUUUGUGAAAACAUCAAAGGGUGAUGUUCCUCCAUGUGACCCAGAGCCCCAUUUGCCCUCUCCUCCAACCAAAGUGAUACAAACCAAUGCUCCCAGUACUGAUAAUACAGCCUGUGGACUUGGAGAUGUAACAUUUAAAUCUUUUAUCUGUGCUGGUGGUGAGGUUGAGAUUUCAUGCUCUUCAGAAUGUGCAGGAGAGAGCAUUGUUUUGCUUAAGGACCAGACUAUGAAUAACACCUGUGAAUCAGAGGAUACAGCCAUAUUUGACAGUAUGAUUGUGCAGUCAUGCAGUGACCACAUAGAACAUCCGUACCACAAUCCUGAGAGGAGAGAUGCUUCUUCGGUCGACAUUGACGCAGAACGUCCCUGUGAAAUCCAAAACAUUUCACUGGCCUCUGGAGACUUGGAUGGUAAACAGACCACACAAGAAUUCAAAGUUUUUCAGGAGGACUGCAGCAGAGAGAACGAUGUCACUUGGAAAUCCUUCGUCUGUGAUGGAGGUGAGGUGGUAGUUUCAGAUGUCACCAGACUACAAGAUGAGACCAUUCCUCUGCCCAAAGGAGAGCUUGGAGAGCUUUUACAAGACAACAGUGUAAAUUCAAGCAUCGUCUUUGACUGCGGCCAGUUGUGUCAAGCAGAACAUGCUGAUCAUCCCUACUCCAGCAGUGAAAAGUGUGUUGUUCCUGUCAUCACUCACCUCACCACCUUUUCUGAGACCCAAAGUGAUUCUGAAAAGCCUGGAUUGAGUGAUGUAACCUUCAAAUCAUUUAACUGCACCGGGGGUGAGAUCGAAAUUUCAGAUGGCACCAAAAUGGCAGAUGAGACGGUUCCUCUACCAGCUGACCAAACUGCGACAAGCAGUGAGUCAUGCAAUCAUGGUAUAGAUCCAAGCGCUUUAGCUGGUGAUGAUGAUGAUAAUGAUCACUUAGAUCACCCAUACUGUAAUACUGAAAAAUAUCCUGCAACUUUAAGUGGCGACCUCCCCAAAGCCCAGGAACCAUGCAGCCCUCAUGCGCUGGAAGAGGUAGAACCGAGUAGCUUGGUGGUACCUGAAGAGCAGACUGGCAGGCAAGAUGGUGUCACAUUUGGCUCUUUCAUCAGCACACAAGGUGAGGGUGAACUAUCAGGAGGCAUCCAGUUGACUGAGAAGACUUCCCCUUUACUUAAGGACCAGGCUGUGAUCUGCCAACUCCAGGAUGACAACAAUGUACCUACUCACAUCACACAGGAUCACAUCCAAGACAACUAUGAACAAUCUAACAGCCAUGUGGAAAAUGAUGAAGCUGUCUUAGAUGCUGACCCACCAGCUGUCAGUGCAUCUUCACUGAUAAACACAUCUUUAAAGGCUUUAGAUAACGAACCUGUUCAAUUAGAAGUCCAACAAACACCACAAAAACACUCCAUGCAUGCUGAUGACAGUGCGUUGCCGUCUUUGCUACAUAAAACAGAGUCCGCUGACUGCAGCAAUCUUGUGGCUUCAGCAGAGACUCCCACACCUGGGGAAGUGCAGCAGCAUCCAGAACGUGAUUCUCAAAUGCAUUCUAGCAGAGGACCCUCUGAAUCCAGUGAGGCGAAAGACAGUGCUCUUGGUUCAUCUGGAAAUGGACCACUUCCAUGUAACGCUGCAGAAAUACCUCGUACAGAGACCCUCCCUGAUGUUUUGAAAGUGCUGUCUGAAUGUCCCUCAGUAGCAUCAGUUUUGCAGUUGGGAAUCCUCAGUCCUGUUAUAAGGAGAGCUUCUCUAUCUGUAUUUAAGGCUCAAAGAGAUCUGGAGAAAGAUCAAAGAGCUCUGGACCAGUUUUUGAUGGAUGAUUCUGCUCUCGACGGUGAGAAGAGCUUUUUGGCCCCUGCUAACGUUGACCCCCGAGGGUUAUGGGCAGAACACUUGGAGAGCCCCAUGCCUCGUCCUCUCUUCAACUCUACUGCUUUAGGUUUCAAGUCCCAGCCAGGCGCAGUCACAGAGUCAGCUGACAAUUUGGAUGUGAAGCCCUGUGCAGCGCUUCAGUCAGAAGCGGUGAAGCCGGUCCUGGAUAUCCCUAUGAUUCUAGAUGGUCCUCUGCAGCAGCAGCUGCGGCAGAUGGCAGAGUUCCUCAUCCUUGCAUCAGGAAAGAUGGACCCUACUGCUGUCUCUGCUCCCUUCUCUGGUCCUGUCCCACCUCCUGCUGCCCCUGCGGUCACAUCAGCAAGAGCUACUCCUGCAGAAUCCCACAGCAUCUGUGUGGGCACCAGUCCUGUGAAACUGGUAGACCAUAGCCUCAAUACAUCUGGCCAGUUUGAAAGAAAGAGGGAGUUCUCUGUGGAUGAUGCCUGCACUCUUACCGAUCCUCUCCUGUGGAAUGUACCUGCAGGCAGCCUGGAGUGUCUCCCCCGAGAAGAGCUGGAGCAGAGAUUAAGGUCUAGCAUGAUCAUGGUGGAAGCCUUGGUGCAGCAGUUGGCUGUAGCCAGAGCAAAUGGAAGUCCUUCUGUCGGCCCAGCGCCUUCAGAGCUCAGGGAGAAGCUAGUGCAGACAGACCACACUGAACUCAGCCAGACCACAAUGUACAGAGGUCUAUAUAUGGAGGCUUUGAGUCAGAUUGGUGAUUUGGAGCUUGAUGGAAGUUCACUACAGAACCUCAUCCAGUGUAUGCAGGACAUGAGGGUCACCAUGACUUCUUUGUCUUGUGACACGGAUGCUGCUCUCUCUAACAUGAAGGAAAUGGGAGACAUUGUCAGAGAAGACCAUCAAAGCCUUGCUUCACAUUACGGUGAGAUGAGGUCUUUAUUUGAGAAGUCAAAGGAGACACAGACACGAAUGAUGCAGAAGGUCAAAGAUGUUCUUCAGCAAAGAGAUAACAUGCAGACACAGAUGGAGGAGGCCUUCAAUGUUAAGGAGGCGGCUUUAAGUACGAUGGAACAGCUGAGGAGAAACUGUGCCACAGAAAUCUCAGAGCUGCAGAAGAGUGUCGGGUCUCAGCAAGAACUCCUGGAUGCCCUAAAGACAACCUACCCAGAACAGGUUGCGUUAAACAAGGCCUACACUGAAAUAAUGGACUCUACUUCUGGUCUUUUGUCCCAAACUGUGGAGGAGCAAUCCAGAUUGAUGCAAGAACUCUGCACAGUUAGGGGCCUUCUGCGGAAGACUACUCCCAUGCUCAUGAAGCUGAAUGAAAAAGCAGUGGCUGCUUUGAGAGAAAGAGAUGAGUACAUCGCCGAAAGAGACCAAGCUGUUGAAGAGAGAGAGCAGAUUGAGGAGGAGUUGAACCAAGCUAAUUUGAAUCUCCAAAAUGCCAGAGAACAGAUUGGUGAUUUCAAUCUGCAAGUGACAAUUCUGACUUCAGAGAUGGGAGUGCUGCGUCAGAAGCUAACAGAACGAGAUGAAGAGCGGGCUCAGCUGGAGAGGAAGGUGACUGAGCUGUCUGCCACAGUUUCCUCCACAUUGGCCUCGUACACCUUCCUGGAGCAGGCCCUCGGUGCUGAGACCACUAAGUUGCAGGAGUCAUGGAAGGACAUCCAGCAAUCCAAGGACAGGGCUGCUGUGUUGGAGACGUCACUGGACCAGUCGGAGCAGCGUGUGCGUGAGUUGAGUCAGGCUCUGGCUCAGAGCGAGGAGCAGCUCGGUCAGCUGCAGGAACUCUCACAAUCUCAGAGCACGCAGAUCCAGCAGCUUCAGGAUGUUUGUACACAACUCAGCAACGUACAGGAAAUGAACGAGUUCUUACAGAUGGAGAACGAGUUGGUGAGGGAGCAGGUGGCUGAUAGCGAACAAAUGCUGAAGGCCAACCUGCAGAGCCUCCGGGAGAGGAACAUCCAGUGUGAGGACCUAAAAGCAGAACUUGGUCAACUUCAGAUUGAGAACAAGAGUUUGCAGGAAGAGCUGGAAACCACAAGAGUCAGAGCCAGCACAACCCAGCUGGAGCUCAGAGAGAAGCUCGCUCAAGCCGUCACCGAAAUCACUUUGCUGCAUCACACACUGCGAGGACUGACCAACCAGCUACAUGCAGCUCUUAAUGAGGAGAAAUCAGAACCACGGAGAGAUAAAGAGUCUCAACCAGUUCACAACGUGGAGCGUCGUCAUCCCUCCAGCUCCUUUAUAGACAGCAUCAUGGUUGCAUUAACUGCAGAGAAGGAGGAAGACUUGAAAACAGAGACACCUGCUGAACCAGUUCCUUCAGACAUGGCUGAGCCCCAGUGCGACACUUUGUUCAGUGAGACGAGCGCCUUCACCCGCAUUGCAGCCGUCACCCCUAAAAAGAAUUUGAACGCAGCAGAGUUUGAACCAGAAGAGGAGCAGAGCAAUGCGGCAGAGCUGCUGGCUGACCUGGGCAGCACGGUCACAGAGCUCGUCAGCACCCUGAAGUUGUUGCAGCAACGCAAGAACGCUCAGCUGGAGGAGCUGCAUAACACCAUCUGUGGCCUGCAGGUGGAGCAGCAGGCUGCAAACACAAGACACGAGGCCGAGGUGUCGGAUUUAAAGCAUCAACUUAGCCGUUUUAACCGUCUGGUUGAGAAGGGCAAUCAGGCACUGCAGCAGAAAACGCAGGAUGAGAAAACAAUAAUGAAGUUGAUGGCAGACAUAAAUGAAGCCCAAGACCUUCUAACUAAACACAAGACUGACAAUAAUGAAUUACGGAAAGAUGUGGUUGAGCUCCGUCGAUCUCUCCAGCAGUCACAGGUGGAGUCUCAAUUCCUGCGGGAGGAGUUGAGGAAAGCUGGUGGCCAAUCAGCUAAGCCAGCGCAUUUCAUGGAAGAGAAGAUUCAGUUAUUGAAAGAGGUAGAGAGACUGAAGUUGAGCGUUCAGGAAGUGGAGCAGGCCAGAGGUAAACUCCUCGAAAGAGCAAAAAGACAUCAAAUCAUCUACCAGACCAACCAGCAGAAAAGUGAGAAUGAGCUUCUCCUGUUAAACACCAUGAUCAAUAAAGUCCGAGAGACGUUGCUGUCUUUGCCAGACGCUGUGAAGAAUUGUGAGCAACUCCAACGACUUGUUGAAUACAUCGGCUGAAAUGUUCCAGUCUGUCUGUUGUAUUUAUAUGUGCGUUAAAUAUUUUAGCUCGUUCUUUGUAUCAAUAAACUGUUUAUAUGUAUAGCAUCACACUUUAGCACUCAUGGUUUUGAAUACAUAAAUGAGUGUUGCCCCAUGCUAGAUGAUUUUUUUUUUUUAAUUAUUAGAAGCUAUACUUAUGUCUUACUUUUUGUGUGUGUGUGUGUGUGUUACGGUUUAAGUAAUUUCUCAUCUUGAUCCAAUACUGAGUUUUGUAGUAUAUAUUUUAAUAUCAGCACAUUGAUCUUAAGGCAUCUGUUAAUGAUGCAGUUUAAUUGGAAAAAAAAGUGGUAGAAAGUAUUUUGAUACUUGCACCACACACACUCUUUAGAUUUUAACUGGGACAUUAAAAAAAAUGCAUGAUAUAAAACAUCUAAUUUAGAAAGUUUCUACCUGCUGUGUUUAUAUCUUCCUCUGAAAAUCAAAAUAAAUAAACAUUUUUCACCCAUGAA